Molecule: messenger RNA, 1551 nt
Organism: Tupaia belangeri chinensis (Chinese tree shrew)
Lineage: Eukaryota; Metazoa; Chordata; Mammalia; Scandentia; Tupaiidae
Gene: RGR
Product: retinal G protein coupled receptor
Exons: 7
Coding region: 1-810 (269 amino acids)
Biological process (GO): phototransduction; G protein-coupled receptor signaling pathway; visual perception
Cellular component (GO): membrane
Molecular function (GO): G protein-coupled receptor activity
Source: RefSeq, a predicted model, not a curated record
AUGGCAGAGUCCGGUACCCUGCCCAGCGGCUUCGGAGAGCUCGAGGUGCUGGCUGUGGGGACAGUGCUGCUUGUGGAAGCUCUCUCCGGCCUCAGCCUCAAUAGCCUGACCGUCUUCUCUUUCUGCAAGAGCCCCGAGCUGCGGACCCCCAGCCACCUGCUGGUGCUGAGUGUGGCUCUGGCGGACAGCGGGAUCAGCCUGAAUGCUCUCAUCGCCGCCACAUCCAGCCUCCUCCGAGGGGAGGGUCACUGUGCCCAUGUCUUCCACAGGCGCUGGCCCUACGGCUCAGACGGCUGCAAGGCUCAUGGCUUCCAGGGCUUCGCAACAGCGUUGGCCAGCAUCUCUGGCAGCGCGGCCAUCGCCUGGGGGCGCUAUCACCAGUACUGCACUCGCCCCCAGCUGGCGUGGAACACGGCCAUCUCCCUGGUGCUCUUCGUGUGGCUGUCUUCCGCCUUCUGGGCAGCUUUGCCCCUCCUGGGCUGGGGUCACUAUGGCUACGAACCGCUGGGGACGUGCUGUACCCUGGACUACUCCAGAGGGGACAGGAACUUCACCAGCUUCCUCUUCACCAUGGCCUUCUUCAACUUCCUCAUGCCCCUGUUCAUCACUCUCACGUCCUACUGGCUCAUGGAGGAGAAGCUCCGGAAGGGCGGCCGCCUCCAGGUGAACACCACUCUGCCCUCCCGGACGCUGCUGCUCGGCUGGGGCCCCUAUGCCCUCCUGUACCUCUACGCGGCCUUCGCGGACGUGAGCGCCCUCUCCCCCAAGCUGCAGAUGGUGCCCGCCCUUGUUGCCAAAAUGGUGCCCUAAGUCAAUGCCGUCAACUACGCGCUGGGCAGCGAGACGAUCUGCCGGGGCAUCUGGGGGUGCCUCUCCCCGAAGAGAGAGCGGGACCGCGCCCGGUGAGCCUGCUCCGCAGGGCCCCACGCCAGGAGGCCGCCCUGGCCCUGGUCCAGGUCCGCAGCGUGGAAGCCAAGCCCCAGACACUCCCCCACCAAUCCCCAGGGUCCUGUGGCGCGAGGCCUAGACUGGACACGGAUUCGGAGACGCCAGGCUGCGCACGCGGAGCUGGGCCCAGCCAGGGGCCUGGGUGUCCGUCCUAUCCCUCUGCGUGGGACGGAGAGCCCUGGAACCACUCUGCAGACCAGCUUCCUCACCCCCAGGGUAAGGGUACUCGGGCGGACUUUGCCAGGAGGCUGCGGCUUGAACAAGACAGCGUGCGCUCACACGGAGAUGCUCAUUGAAAAGCGACUCCCAGCGGCCAAGCUAAGCCUUGGCCACGCCCUCCACGGUCUUCCUCUAUGAAAAGGGUCGGCGCCAGCUUGCUAUGGGAGCCCACCCGGCAGUCGGUGCUGAACGUACUCAUGAAACCGAGCUGUUCUGCCUGCGGGUUCGGUUUCCGAGCUGUGAGGUGAGACCGAACGGUGCCUUGAGCCUUUGGAACCGACCGGAAGAUUCCCUGGCAGUGCAGUGCUCACCUGCCAGUCACACCAGCGCUGGCUAGGAGGAUGGCCCACUCCUCGUUUAAAAGUGUUGGGGGGCAGCAGGGGG